AUGUCAGACAAGGACCCGUUCAAGGACCUGGUCUUCAAUGGUGCUCCGUCGGAGUAUCGGCUGUUCAGGCGGAAGAUCCUCCUGAGUGUGGCUUCUCUGGAGGAGAAGCAUGUUUACUUGGCUGGCCCGCGGAUCUUGAACCGCUUGACGGGGGAAGCUUGGCGAGCGACUGAGCACCUUGCCAUUGGCGACCUUAGGUCUGAGAAGGGCUGGUUGAGAGUUCUGCAGGCUCUGGACGAGCACUACCGCUAUUUGCCGGAGACCGAGCUGAACGAGUGUGUGGACGAGUUUCUCUUCCAUUUGAAACGGAAGGGCCACGAGGGGCCCACAGCUUUCGUUUCGCGUUUCAAGGCGGUUCUCAGCCGGCUUGAGACUUUGGUGGCUGCGGAGAAGGCACAGCAAAAGGGAUCGACUAAGAGAAGGAGAUCGUCGAAGCGGACACCGAGUCCGGAUGGAGAGCCUUCUACGAGCAGCUUGAGCUCAGAUCAUGCUGAGGAUGAGGAGCCGGUCCUAACCAAGGACCGGGUGGAAGCGGCGGCAGCGGCCGCUGAGACUCCUUCGGGUGCUCGUGCACCAGCUGAGCCGGCCAGUGUUUCCAAGGGCCCGCGCACGGUCGGCAGCUUCGUGGAGUCUCCUAAGAAAAAGCCCCCUUCAGCAGGCGGCUCUCAGAAGAGCCGCGGGACACAGAAGGCCGAUGAUGAACGAGCCAACCGACAGAUGAUGGAAGACUUGGGGAAGCUGGAGGUCGGGCAUCUCCGGGUGAAGCCCAUCUUCCCAGAAGUGAUCCUGGGACAUCUGUUCAUGAGGAAGUACGGGCUGAAUCGGGAACAGAGAAGCCAGGUGAUCCGUUCGACCGGUGGCUCGUGCCGGUUCAGGGACGUGGAGAAGGUGAUCCGUGCCUCCGACUACGAGGACAAGUUCCACGACCCGAGCUCCCGAGUUCAGUCGUCUCGGUCGACAAGCGGGGCUAAUGUCCUUGCUGCCGAAGAGGGCAGCAGCCUGAGUGAGCCCACCUACUCGGACGAGGAUGAGGUCAACGAGGCGGCUACAGGCGACGAGGAGAACGACGAUGAUGAGGACCUCGAGGAGGCCUAUGAGAUCCAGAAGAAGGCGAAGAACGAUGCAAAGCGCGCCUUCCGGAGCUACAAGGAUAGCCGGCGACGAGUGAAAGAAAUCCGGAAGGACAGGCAACCCUACAUGCCUGUGGUGGCGAUCCCGCCUUCCUCAUCAAACGCGGUUCCCCCCGACGCCUUGCCGGUGCAACCUACGUUCCGGUAUGACCGGAAGCCGUCCCGACGGACAAAUGACAAGGGGAAAGGCGGCCGCAAGGGCCGCAAGGAGGACGUGAGUCUCGUGCAGGCCUCGUUGGUGACCGAGUUUUCUUACAUGGUCUCGGCCGAGGACGCUGCUCCAGAGGAUGACCAGGAGAUCUUUGCCGUCUCCGUGCCGCCUGGCUUGGCUGUGAUAGACACGGGGUGCACCACCUCGGUGAUCGGGAGGCGCACAGCUGAUCGCUACAUCGAGUUCUUCAAGGCAAGGAACAUCCCCGAGCCGACUCUGGUCACCCUGCCUCCUGUCCAGCUGAAGGGCUUCAAUGGGAUGCGCUCCUCCUCAGAUCGUGGCCUCAAGUGGACAGUCAAGCUUGGAAGUUUGUGGGGCCAGGUCACGACUUACCUGGUGGAGGGCGAGGCUCCCUUUCUCUUGAGCCGCAAGGUCCUGCAGAGCAUGGAGGCGACGAUCGACCUCGGCAAGUGCACUCUGUCGAGCGAAAAUCACGGACUCAAGAAUGAGCCCUUGGCCCAGGCGAGCAAUGGCCAUCUCCUGAUGCCCCUAGUCCCAACCGAGGACUACGAGGACCUGCUCCAAGUGCAACUGGCGGAGACCCCUGUAGACAAGGCGGCCGGUGUAGAUAAGCGCAAGCACUUCCAAACCAUAAUGAAACACACCCGAUAUACCCAAGUGGAUACAGGUACCUAUCGGUAUGAACUUCGGAUGGUCUUUGGUCAGGAUGUGGACUUUGCUCUGUGUGCCUACAGGAGGGCGGUGUUCGACCGGCCUGGAGCAUGCCUCUUUGCGUACCGAUACGCAACGGCCCAGGAGCAGGCCGUGUUCGCCGGUCCUGCAAGCCUGUCUCACCACUGCGAGCGUGGCCGUGGUCUGGCUAGCAUCAGGUUAGGAGUUAGCUUCGGUCAGGAUUUCAACAAGGCGAAGGUUAGCUUGGCCAAAGGUGGAGAGGCUGCAAGGUCUGUGCUAGCCCGACGCAAGAAGGUAGUGUCCGCCCUGCAAUCGUGCCACUGCCCGGGGCACCAGUCCCAUGCACACGUGUCAGAAAAGCCCCGGGAUCAUGGGGGGCGAUAUCCACCGAAGUUCUGCAAGAAGCUGGUGCGUGCACUGGCCAGUAGGGACAAAGAGGUUCUUCCAGAGCACGACAUCUUCAUGCAGACAGACGAUGAAGCAGACUCCGAGAGAGAGUCUGACCAAGAGGGCGACCCAGAUGAGGAACCGAGGCUGCAAGCCGCCAACCGCAGAUCAUAUGCGGCUAUGAUCCAAAAGCUGCAUGUCAAUACUGGCCAUGCUUCGGUUCCCCAGAUGCUGCGUCUUGCUCAGCGUGCCAAGGCACCGGCCGAUCUGAUUGCGGAAAUUCGGAAGUUCAAGCGCUCUGUGUGUGAAGAACUCCAGGUUCCUCCGACUCAUAGAGUAGCAGCCUUACAGCAUACCGAGACCCCGAACCACAUUGUAGGCCUUGAUCUUGUGCAAGUAGAGCUUAAGAAAGAAGGACCCCGUGGACCCAUCGAAACCAAAUACAAUGUCCUUACUGCAGUCGACUAUGCCUCCGAUUUCGCACAGCAGAUCGUCCUGCCAGCUGGUCCGGGAGUUGCUCGCUCCCAGCUUGAGCCAAUGGCUCAUGACGAGCUCAAGUCGAUGGUCAGCGGCUGUGUUGCGAACGGUCAGCUGGAGGUGCUUCUGGCGGAGAUCGAUGCCCAGCGCCCCGACAAGAUGGUGAGGCGCAACGGCCCUGGCUCCGACAGUGGCUUGUCUGACUAUGCGGUGGUGAACAGCCCACCAAGUCCGGCGGUUGAGGCCAGGAGUGCCCCCUCAGGACCUCGUAAUGGGCCUCCCGUGCCGUGUCCAGUGAAUCAGCCGAUCCGCAAUGGUCCUCCGGUGCCAUGUCCAGUGAAUCACCCGGCCUACGCCGAUGGAGAUCGUCGCCGUGCCCCUGCGGCCCCGAGCUCUCCGGCAUCUUCCCUGCACUUUGACACCAGCUCCGAGACCGAGACGACCAGCUCCUAUCAGGUCGAGCACGGCUAUGAGGAGGAGUACAAGUUGCCCAGGGUGACUUCCCACAGGCUGCCGCAUGGCCUGAGUAGCCUUCAGCAGUGGGGCCGCUCCCUUCUGACGUUGCCCAAGUUCGCGGAGAAGAAAUGGUCCUACAAGAAGAUUCUCGAAGUGGGCUGGAACGACAAAGAUGUGUUGUCGUACCUUCGCUGGAUCCGCUCCACCUACUACCAGGAUGCCAGCAGGCCCGUACCGGGCAAGGCGAGCGACCUCGCGGCCUUCCUCAUCGCCACCGACUACCCGAUCAUGGCUCGCCUCGGCCAGGUUGGACCCACGAGGGUCUUCGUAGACGAGUGA
Symbiodinium sp. CCMP2456 is the source of this 3633-nucleotide messenger RNA. The record is from the annotation of a GenBank genome assembly. Lineage: Eukaryota; Dinophyceae; Suessiales; Symbiodiniaceae.